GGAUUUCUUUUGGCUCCGAGCACUUCCACAGCUUUCUUUGCAUCAACAAUUUCCCAGACAUGCGCGCUUCGGCCAAUGUGCGCGGCAGGCACAAAAUUUCUUCGCAUGGCCACCAGUCCCCCACAAACGCUCACGCCAGCAUUGGUCAACAGCUGAGAAUUCAACGGUCGGCAGAGGAAGCGGCGGCAGUGGAACAAGAACAAAAUUGCAAGUGUAUCGUUUAGUAAAAGACACGGUUAUGUAAAUCGUGCUUACAAGCUGUGCAAAAUUAAGAAACAAACGUAAACAUAUCUUGGAAAGAAGUCGUCCUCAUCAUGUUGAUGUCCAUUGUAUAUAGAAAUCUUCACGGAUUAAGGGGGCCUGCCCUGAACUUGAACCUGAUUGGCACGCGUAGCUUGUGGCAUUGGCAGCUACAUCAACUGCAAAAAAAUGUAUAUGGUCAUCAUAUUCACAUAUUGGGGGCAAGGACGCGGCACUACGUUCAAGCCCCCGAGGCCCGCGCAUUACCAGAUGAUAGAACUUCGGCAGGACUGCAGCAGCCACCGCCGCAGCAGCAGCAACAGUCAAAGGGUGAACAGCAACAGGAUUUGGCACAGACACAGUCGUCAACGGAUACUUUAACGCCAACAGAGAAUAAGGACGGAAAUCAAACGGACGGUGACUCCACAUCUGAAAAAAUGUCGUCUCCUGUCGAUGUGCCCUACGACAUUAGUUGGAUUUUUCCGAAAUUACGUAGACCUUCCAAACUUUGGUAUUUUACCAGCCAACUUGUGAUUACGCUUGUUGGAAUAUUUAGUAAAAUUAUUCUAGUGGUGCUGAACAAGACGCACGUCUUUAACAAAGAACGAUUAGUACAAGAAGUUUCUAAGCGGCCCAAAGGCAUACCACUUGUAACAGUUUCCAACCACUAUUCCUGUUUUGAUGAUCCGGGCAUAUGGGGCGUGUUGCCCUUUCGUUAUCUCUGUAGCACCAAGUAUAUAAGAUGGUCCAUGGCAGCGCACGACAUUUGCUUCACUAACAAAAAACAUUCAACAUUCUUUAUGCUGGGCAAGUGCAUACCUGUUGUGCGUGGCAAUGGAGUCUAUCAGGAUGCUAUUAAUCUGUGCAUUGAGAAAUGCGCACGAGGCGACUGGGUUCACGUAUUUCCAGAGGGCAAAGUUAAUAUGGAGAAAGAGGAGUUGCGACUCAAAUGGGGCGUCGGUCGUAUCAUAUAUGAGUCACCUAAAAUUCCCAUAAUUCUGCCCCUGUGGCAUGCAGGUAUGGACGAUGUGCUGCCUAAUGUGGAACCAUACAUGCUACAGGUGCGUAAAAAGGUAACCAUUAACAUAGGCCAGCCACUGGAUCUAAAUGACUUCAUAAAUGAUCUGCGAGCUCAAAAUGUGCCAGAGCCUACAGCACGUAAACUUAUUACGGACAAAAUCCAAGAUGCCUUUCAUGAUUUGCGAAUCGAAACUGAAAACUUGCAUCGAGCAAGGUCUUAGUGCCGUCAGCCAGUCGGGAUGAAAUAAUUACACUUAUUUAUUUAUAUAUAAUUAAGCCUAAAAUGAAGCCUUCAUGAAAGAAAAAAUUGUAUAUUUAAUGUAUUAAAUACUUAUUAAGUAUGCGAAGGCAUUUGCAAAGCAGCAAGUAAUUGUUGAAACUGUUCGAAAAAUAAAUUACAUUAUGUGAAUGUUUAGCGUAAGCAUUAGAGUGUGUAUAGACAGUUCAAAUAAAAUAAUAAAUAACUCAACU
This is a messenger RNA of Drosophila busckii, 1731 nucleotides long. It is a transcript of the gene Taz, whose product is annotated as tafazzin homolog. Lineage: Eukaryota; Metazoa; Arthropoda; Insecta; Diptera; Drosophilidae. Gene Ontology annotation, cellular component: mitochondrial membrane. The transcript is spliced from 5 exons. Gene Ontology annotation, molecular function: 1-acylglycerophosphocholine O-acyltransferase activity. Gene Ontology annotation, biological process: cardiolipin acyl-chain remodeling; inner mitochondrial membrane organization. Bases 315 to 1481 code for a protein of 388 amino acids. The record is from RefSeq and is a predicted model, not a curated record.